CUUACCUAUGGGUUCCGAUCAUGAUUUUAUUGUAAAAUCUUUGAACCUUAAAAUCCCAUAAAAUCCCGAUUUAAAACUCUAAAAUCCUUAAAAUCUACGAUUUCUACGAUUUUGUACGAUUUCAAGGUUCACAUCAAUUGGAGCAAAAUGAGGCUGGUCAAUUCCGGUUCUAUCCAUAAACCAAGUCAAGUUUACUUCUCACGACCCAACAUAAUGAACAACGCAACCCUAACCCAAUAGACAACACUCAAUUUAUUUUCAUUCUCUUCCUCGUAACUUCCUCUUUCGCACGUCGACACCCAACUCCUUCCUUCGACGAUAUCUUCCACUCUCCCAAUUAGCUUGUAGGUUUUUCCCACCACCCUCACAAAAAUCCAAAUCUCCAUUCCAUUGCAAUCUUUCGUUCAUCUCUCAGUCCUUCAGCAGCACUAUCCCCGACCUUUUAUCAAUUAAGAAGGGAAUGCACCAAUCAAUGAGUUAUCUUUGUGAUCAAGGAAAUAUGGUUAAUGGUGAAAGUAUUUCAAUUGAUCUUAAGAGUAAUUAUAUUAGUCCUUAAGCAAAUAGACAAGGAUGAGAGUUAGAGUGAGAGUGUGGGUGAGGAUGAUGAUGAUGAUGAUGAGUAAGUGAUAUUAAUGUUGAUCCCUAACGAUCUUAUGUAAUUUUCUACUCUUAACUAUUAAUUAACUGAUUUCAUUGGGGGUUUCAGGUUGCUUAUUUGUGUGUUUAUAUUAUGUACAAGAAUAGAUAUAUGGAUUUAGCUGUAUUUAUUUAGCAAACAAACUUAUCUUGGGAAGUAAUUAUGUUAUAUGUGGUUGAUUGUUGUUCAGGAUAUGCAUUUUUAUUACUUAAGUGAUUAUUUAAUAUGAACCUUGAAAUCUUACGAUUUUACGAUUUUAAUCUACGAUUCCGAUUCUACCUUAGUUUUCGAUUUUACUUAAAAUCUCGAUUUUGACUGCAUUGGCUGUAACUCAAAGCAUGUUGGACUUCAGGGGGUGGAUAGAGCGUAUGCAGUUGGUUGAUCAUAAGAUGAAUGGAUCAUGGUACACCUGGUGGAACCGUCAAGAGGAAAACCCUAUAGCUAGGCGUAUUGACAGAGUAUUGGUAAAUGGUCCUUGGUUGUCUUUGCUCUCGUCCAGCUCAGGUAGAACAAUAAGCCCUGGGGUCUCGGACCAUUGUGGUCUUCUUUUAACUUCUGUUCGUAUGGUUAAGAGUUUGCCAAAACCAUUCAAGUACUUCAAGUUUUGGCGAUCUCAUCCUCAAUUUGAGGGUAUUUUGACAGGUGCUUGGGAUCUACCGGAUCAGGGGGGUGAUCCUUUUUAUAGGCUAUCUAAGCGGUUGAAGAUAUUGAAGAAAGGUCUCAUGGUUCUCAAUCGUACCCAGUACUCAGAUAUUUCAGCUAGAACUAGGGAAGCAGAGGGGCUCCUUGCUGCAGCUCAGCAGUCUGUUCUGUUAAGCCCUUCUUCUGUAAAUGUUAGUCUGGAAAAGGACUUGGCUCUCACUUGCUAUCAAUUGCAGAAGGCAGAAGAGAGUUUUUAUCGACAAAAAUCUAGAGUGCAGUGUGUGGUUGAAGGGGACUUUAAUACAACCUAUUUUCACAAUUGUGUGAAGACUAGGGCUAAAAGGCAGACUAUUGACUGCUUGCUUACAGAUACUGGGGCUGUGGUGGAUGAUGUUGAGCAGAUGGGGGAGUUGGCAGUAUCUUUUUAUAGGGGAUUAAUUGGUUCUCCUAAUCCAGAUGUUGUUGAGAAGCCGCUGGAGUUUUAUAAUGACCUUAUUAUGCUUAAGCUGAAUCCUGAAGAGGCUGAUAGUCUGUGUACUACAGUUACUAGAGAAGAGAUCAAGUCAAUUUUUUGCUCUAUGGCGCCAGAUAAGGCCCCUGGCCCGGAUGGCUUUCCCUCUGAUUUUUACAAGGCUGAAUGGGGAGUUGUAGGUCGAGCUGUGGAGGAUGCUGAAUUGUGGUUUUUCCAGACUAAGUCGUUGCCACAAGAGGUAAAUUCUACUAUUCUUUCAUUAGUUCCUAAAGUUUCUAAUGUGCAAAGAAUGAAGGAUUUUAGACCUAUUGCUUGCUGCAAUGUCUUGUACAAGGGUAUAUCUAAGCUGCUAGCAAAUAGGUUAGCUGUUGUUUUGCCUAAAGUGAUUAGUACAUCUCAGUCUGCGUUUGUGAAGGGUCGACUAAUUAGUGAUAACAUUCUGAUGGCCUCUGAACUAGUGAAGGAUUAUCAUAGGAAAACAAUUACUCCACGGUGUAUGGUGAAAAUUGAUAUUAUGAAAGCUUUUGAUUCAGUUGAUUGGAAGUUUCUGUUUCAAGUUAUGAGGACUAUGGGGUUUCCUGAUAGUUACAUUGAAUUGGUACAAAUUUGUGUUACAACUCCAAAGUUCAGUGUGUCCUUCAAUGGAGGGCUUUGUGGUUAUUUCUCGGGGGGCAAAGGGCUUCGUCAAGGGGACCCUUUGUCACCAUAUCUUUUUACAAUUGCUAUGGAAGUUUUUUCGUGCCUUAUGAAAAGAGCAGUCAGGGACGAUUUCAUUCCUUUUCACCCCAGGUGUAAGUAUAUUGGUAUCACCCAUCUCUGUUUUGCUGAUGAUGUUUUGGUUUUUACAAAUGGGUCAGUGAGAGGGGUGGAUGGUAUUAAGUGUUUGCUAGAUGAUUUCUAUUGUCUAUCUGGACUGAGGUGUAAUCCGGAGAAGAGUCAGUUGUUCUGUGGGGGGAUUACUGACCUGGACAGGGAUUCCCUAUCAAUACAUACUGGGUUUUCUGUGGGGGCUUUGCCUGUACGAUACUUGGGGGUGCCACUCAUUUCGGGGAAGCUUUCUCGGGUGGAUUGCCAAGUCCUUGUGGACCGUAUUACAGCCAGAAUCAGAGGAUGGCAGCCUAAGUUGUUGAGUUAUGCAGGUCGGCUCCAACUGAUUUCCUCAGUUAUUUCCAGUGUUCUUCAGUACUGGAUGAAUAUCUUUCUUCUUCCUGCUUCAGUUUUAAAAGACAUAGAAGCAAUCUGCAAUAAUUUUUUAUGGGGUGUGGGGGAUUCUCGAGCGAGGGGGUUAACUGCUUGGCAAGUUGUUGCUGUGCCUAAGGCUGAGGGUGGUUUGGGAGUGAGGGAUUUUCGGUUGUGGAAUAAAGCAUGUAUUGUCAGGCAUUUAUGGAACAUUUUGGCUGAGCAGGGUUCAUUAUGGGUCGCUUGGGUCACGAGGUAUCGCCUCCGUGACAGAACUAUUUGGGAGAUUGCUCCUACAGCUGUCGGUUCUUGGAUAUGGAAGAGAAUUCUAAAACUUAGGGAUUCUGUUCUAUCAUUUGUUUCAGGAGCAGGUAGUUCUCUCAAGUGGGAUGGUCUGGCUAUGGCCCGUUUCUCAGUAAAAAGGGUCUGGCACACAAUGCGUGUUAAGCAACCAGAGGUUGAGUGGGCAUUUUUGCUUUGGGGGAAAUAUUUUAUCCCUAAGCACAGUGUCUUGGUAUGGCUCAUCAUUCACAACCGCAUUGUUACAAAGGACAAACUAUUUAGCUGGGGAAAGGUGGUAGAUCAGACUUGUAUGCUCUGUCCGGGUGGUGAUGAAAGUCGGGACCAUCUUUUUGCUGAAUGUUCUUAUUUCCAGGCUGUGUUGCGUGGGGCGUUGUCUGUUUUGCAGGUCCCGAACUGUGCUGAAUGGUUGCUGAGUUUGCAGUGGGCUGUUCGACAGUGGCAGGGGAAGAAAAGUGUGGCUGCUCGGUUGGAGAAGUUGGUAUGGGUGGUUGCGGUGAGUAGUGUGUGGAAGGAAAGGUGUUCUCGGCUUUAUGGCGAUAGGCGAGCUAGUUCUCCCUUUCAGUUGGUGGCUCCAAUCAAGUCGGAGAUUGGUUGUUUAGCUUCGAAGAAUAUUGAGCUUAGUGUAGCCAUUGAGAGUUUGUAUAGUUAGGCAAGUUUUGAUAGGUGACUUGUGUUUGCGUUGUAAACAGUGUUUUUUGAGAGGGCCCUUGGUUUUAAGGUGUCCUGGUGCUUAAUAGAAUUUUUGAUUGCGCAUAAAAAAAAAAAGAAAGCAAAAUAAAACCUUAUAAAAUAAUAAAAUAAAGCAAAAUAAAUCAUCAAUUUACCGGAUUGUUGUCCCAAAUUGCACGGGAGCGAUGUGCUUCUUGAUCGGUUAAAUACCCCGUAUCUCUUGGCCCAUAAUGGAUAUACAAUCGAGGAUCGUAUAUCUCGGCACCCAUCUAUAAAAAAAAGUAAUGAAAUCAGAUUGUUUUUAUUAAAAAAAUCACAAAAUCAAAUUGUUUCGAUUAAAAAAAAUCACAAAAGAAAAACCAAGAACCUACCCGAAGAGGCUCUUCGUCCAUUUUUUGGCGGAAGCCGGACAGAGGUUCGACGGGUUUAUAAGGGACGGGGGCUUUAGGGUAUAGCUCCAGGGCAUACUUAGAACGAGACUAGAGUGGAUGGAGGAAGGGAGAAAGAAGAGUAAAUGUGGUGGUGUGAUUUGGAAAAAGGGGGGGGGGGGGGGGGGGGGGGGGGGGGUUCUAUUUAUAGGGGAAGCUUGUGCGUAAAACAACCACUGCGCCAUCACCGCCUUUGACAAAGGUAGUGAAUAAACCGCCUUUAUCUAAGACGGUGAAGGGCGCAGAUCGAGUGACGUGGGACGCUGUGAAGCGUCAGAUCUGGGAAGAAAAACAAAAUCCGCACCUCACCGCAUCCAACGGCAACGGUGAGCUUCCGCGACGCGGAUCGUUGACGUGGACAAACACGGGGUAUUUACCGCUUUUGUCUAACACGGUGAAUGCACCGCAUUUGUCCACGUCAGCGAUCCGCGUCCCUUUCAUCGUGGUCGUUCAAUACGGGGAAUAUUUCACCGCGUUUUAAUAAAACGGUGAUGUCUUCACCGUUUUCGUUUAAGGCGAUGAAUGGUUCCCUCGUUAUUCACCGUUUUGCUUAACGACGGUGAAUACAUCAUCGUUUUAAAU
This is a messenger RNA of Linum trigynum, 4912 nucleotides long. NCBI's taxonomy places the organism in Eukaryota, Viridiplantae, Streptophyta, Magnoliopsida, Malpighiales, Linaceae. The record is from the annotation of a GenBank genome assembly.